AUGGGUCAACUGAGGUUGACGGGCCCGUGGGCGCUACUGCGGGUCGGCAGGAGGUCGAGCAUCUUCGACUUCGAAGGGCAUCUUCGACUUCGAAGAGCAACUUCGACUUUGGAGAGCACCUUCGACUUUGAAAAAGCAUCUUCGAGGAGGCGUUUCCUUUCGGUGAAUCGAAACCGGAAGGCAGAACGGCAGACCCGGAGAAGGAGGAAGCCGGAGAUCCGGCAACCCUGCGAUCCACCGUCGAGUCGAGUCGGGGUCUCGCCGCCCAGGGUGUCGCACGUUCGCCCCGUCUCCCCUCCUCUCGAUCACGGUCGAGGGGAGAAAUUUUGGCCCGAAUCGACGGGGAGAGAAGACGGAUCGUCUCCUUGCCUCGUCCAGCCUCGAUCUGGAUUCUCGGGAAUCUGCGUUCCUUCGGUUGGAACGAACGAGAAGAGACCAGUGACGACCAGGCGCGGGAGGGAGAGACCGGCCGCACCCGACCGGCGAGGAGAGAAAGGACGCCGCGCGCUCGUCUUCGCGCCGGCGGGAAGGGAAGACUUGCUGCUCGGCCUGGCUGCGCCCGCGCAUGCGUGGUUCCAGGUCACGCGGCUCUCAGCACGUCCCCCCUGUCGCAUGCUUCCAAGACUUAUAGGGAGACAGAUGUUCCCACCCUUCUCAUCCGAUUCGGCGAUGAGGCAGCACGGCGAGUGGAACGUGUUGGUGGUCGCUCUGGCGGGUCUGGUCUCGGGCGAGGCCCUCGAAUGCCUCCCUCUGCGACGACUGGAUCACGCGACGGUGGGAGACUGCUCCGAGUGCCCCGAGCAUCACACUGUCGCCCGGUUCCACGGAUUUUGCGCGUGCUUCGGCGACGCCGGCGUGGGGUGUGCGUGCUCGAGCGACGGCCUGUGUCUGGAUGCGGGGAGACCGAGGAAGAAGAGAGAAUUCGAACGCUCGAAUCCCUGUCCCACGUCCUACGACACCAACCUGUGCCAACCGCCCUACUUCGACAGACUGGAGCGAAAGUGCUUCUACCUCUGCGGGGAGGAAGUCCCUCGGGACUCCACGGCCUGGACAGGAGACAUGCGGUCGCUGUGCACCGAGGGCAAGACGCAGCUGUCCAGAUAUGCCGUGGGCCACUUCAAAUACUGGGAUCAAUACGAGGGAGUCGCGAACUUCAUCGGGGAUCUCAAUGUGAACGAUCCACAAUACGCGCAUGAACGUAACAUCGAUUUCGUGUCGAUGUUCGCGAGGCAUACACAUGGAGGUUCUGUGGAAUGUGCACACCCGCAUAAAUAUCGACACGAAGAGAAACAUGAAGCUAAUGGGGCUAACAUUGACAUGAUGCCUCUUAAUGUCAACAACGAUAUCGGUGAUAUCUUCUUGUCGUCUUUCCUCGGAUAUUACCAUCCUGACGUCUACGGAAGCUACACGGCCGCGAACAUCACGUGGAAGGGCUGGGAUGCGACACUGAGCGAGGAUAUCUUCCGAAGUGUUUUCCCCGCAGAAGAAGAACUGGAGAUUUUCGAAUUUCGACGUCUCUGCUUCCUCGCCCUCCCCGGCCCAGCGGAAGGAGGAUGGGAACGACUUUCGCCCCAACGAGAUCCCUUUGGAAGACGACCCCUCCCUCCCGACGCCAAGAACCCUCCACCUCAUGCGGUCUCCCUCCUCCUUCCAGCCAAAUACUGUUGGAGCGAGGAGUGGACCAUGGGCGCGGUGGAGGGGGAGGUUGUGGACAGACUCUGCGAGGAUGUCGGCAACGAGACGUGGUUGUGCACGGCGGAAGGCUUCCAGCUCAUCGAGGAAUGUCCCACGGCCUGGAUCGAUCACCUCUUUCAAUACUUGAACGAGUCGAACGCCAUGGAGACGCUGGAGAACCUGACGUCCACGAUCGAGGACGAGGAGGAUCUGACGGGGGCGGAGAUCCGGAAGAUCGUGCGGUAUCUGGAUCCUCUGGUGGAUGCGUUUCUCAGAGGGCUGAAAGAGGAUCCCGAGUGGGUCCUCACCUCGGUGGGGUUCCUCCGGAAUCUGACGAGGGCGGUGGAUCUCGUCCUGAAUGCGGUCGGGGGGUGGUUGGACGUCCAGGCGGGGAAACGGAGCGAGACGUUUUCCACGCUGACGGAGGCGAUGACGAGGUCGGGGUUAGGGGUGGCCCAGGUCUCGUUCGCGAGAUCCGACGCCGAGACGUUCUACGAGGCGUCCGGGGGGAAUCUGCUGAUGGAAGCCUGGGGGAAGUGGAAGGAUGAGGAUCCCUUCGUCUUUCCGAAGGGGAAGGGGGACACGUACGCGGUGCUCCCGGGGGGUUUCCAGGAUCGACUGCCGGGAGAUCGCUACUUCGUCGUCGGUGUGCUUUACCGUCUGGAGGACUUGAAUGCUCUUUUACCCGGAAAUCGCACCUCGUUCGGGGGAGAAAAGCGGACGAACACGAAGUUACUCAGCCUUGCCGUGAAGCACGAUCGGGAGUUGCAGCUGGAGGAUCCCCUCCGACUCACCUUCAAGAAUGAGGAGCCGCCACGUGAUCCGCCUUAUCGGGAGGUCUGGCGGGAUCUGCACGAGGGGGAGCGUCCGACCUUCGUGUCUCAAAGUCAUCAGUGCGCCUUUUGGAACGUGGAAGAGGCGGUUUCCUCGAACAGGGACGAGACGGUCUGUGCGUGCGACCAUCUCACCAACUUCGCGGUCCUCAUGGACCUUCACGGAUACGUCGGCCGAAGCGCGGCCUUGGAGGGGUUCAGCGUUUCGCUCUCCAGUCUCUCCAUCCUUGGCCUCAUCCUCGCCCUCCUCACCUUCUGCGCUUUCGAUUCCAGAAACACAGCCAAAAUGAAAGCAAUGGAGUUGAACAAACACCUGUGCUUUUGUCUCCUCGUCGCGCAUCCCUGCCUUCUCCUCUUCAUCGAUCGGCACAUCUUCGAUCUCUCUCAGACGGGAUGUGCGGCGUCGGGAGUGGCUCUCCACUACUUCUUUCUCAGUGCCUUCACGUGGAUGGCACUGGAGGGGAUGUUCGUCUAUCGCCAGUUGGUCCGAGUCUUCCCAGCCGGAUGUCACAUCUCCGUGAGGACCUACUGCGUUGCUGGAUAUUGCUCGCCGGGCCUCGUCGUCCUCGUCACUGCGGCUGUCUCCUUUCUCACGAAUACCAGGGGAUACGGAGACGGGGAAUUCUGCUGGCUGUCGUCGCCGUAUUAUAUCUGGACGUUUGCGGGGCCAGUACUCGUGAUCAUUGUGGUCAACUUCGUCUUCAUGGUCUUGGCCGUCAGAAAUGCUAGGCAAACGGGGAAUGUGGGACAUUCCGCCCAGGCACAUAACAUUCACUUAGUGAGGACGACCUUGACUCUGUCUUGUCUGUUGGGAAUCGGCUGGAUCUUUGGAUUCUUCUACAUGCAGGUCACGCCCGUCUUCGCCUACGUCUUCACGAUCGGCUUCCUCAUCUUCAUCUUUCACUGUCUUAUGAAUCGGAGCCUUAGGAAGACUCUCCGGACCAGUCGCCUCUGGUGCAUUUGUUUCGGACGCGAGAAAAUGUUCUCGAAGCAAGCUACAAGCUAUACUCUUAGGAUAUCUAGCAAGAGGCGAGGUGGGUUUCUUGCAAUCGAGUGGACCCAUGCCCAGUCGAACGGGCCUCCCCUCUCGUCACACACCCCUUUCCACAACCUGACCUCACCUCACGAAUCGCUCUUCUGUGUGCAAAUUCCUCACCGAGUGGCAAAGCCCCCAGAGGAUGAAGAUUGGGACUAUCACGGCUCUAACCUCGUGAUCUCGGAACUUCNUCAUGAGUGGAACGUGUGGCGAAGCCUGAGUACUGAAUGUGAAGGAGGUCCUUGGUGGGAAUCCCGUCACUUAGUGAGGACGACCUUGACUCUGUCUUGUCUGAUGGGGAUCGGCUGGAUCUUUGGAUUCUUCUACAUGCAGGUCACGCCCGUCUUCGCCUACGUCUUUACGAUCGUGAACGCGUCCCAGGCAAGACACGGCUAA
This is a messenger RNA of Darwinula stevensoni, 3939 nucleotides long. The record is from the annotation of a GenBank genome assembly. NCBI's taxonomy places the organism in Eukaryota, Metazoa, Arthropoda, Ostracoda, Podocopida, Darwinulidae.